Messenger RNA from Stylonychia lemnae, 969 nucleotides. The record is from the annotation of a GenBank genome assembly. Lineage: Eukaryota; Ciliophora; Spirotrichea; Sporadotrichida; Oxytrichidae.
AUGCCUUCCUAAAAAAAUAUCCUCAUUUUCUCUGCUUUGUCAUGUUUGCUUAAUGUAGCAUAAGCAGACCUAGACAGAGGUUUAACUACUCAUUUCAAGGAUUGGUUGAAUGCCAAUGGCUACGGUAAAUAUGGAUUCGACCGAUCAGAGCUCGUUGGUGGAUCAUUCGGUGGCAAAGAAUCUGAUGACGAUUCUGUAACUCACUUCCCCAUUGUUUAUUUUCACGGUAACUCUGACGUGGCAGUUGGAACUGAUGGAGAAUUCAAUGGCUUUACCAAAUCUAUUGAAUACUUCAUGAGUAAGGGCUACAAAAAGAGUGAACUCUAUAUUACUACUUGGGGACCCGCUAACAAAGACAAGGCUAGUGACCAAACACACUCAUAAGAAUAUUUGGAAUAUCUUAGAGCUUUCACAGAAGCUGUUCUCGCAUACACAGGAUCCUCAAAGAUUAAUGCUAUGGGUCACUCAAUGGGAGUCACACUCGCAAGAAGAAUAAUCAAGGGAGGCAAGGUGAAUGCCGCUUCCAACCCAUUUAACUUAGGUGUAUCCCUUGCAAACAAGGUUGACACUUUUAUUGGAAUCGCUGGUGGCAACUAUGGUCUUACCGCAUGUUACGUUGCACCCAUCAUCUAAACUUGCAACUCUUUGAAUGGAUUCUAUCCAGGAUACGCAAUAGGUCCCUUUGGACUCAGCUCUUAUCUUCAAGAGCUUAAUGAUGAUAGCAUUCAAGAAGGCUCUUAUACCUUUGGACUGAUGUCUAGUUACGAUGACCUCAUUGGUGCUGGUGAUAUUGUUUGGGGACGAUACACCUCAAAAUGGCCAACAAUGACUGACUCAAAGGUCUAUGACAGCUCAGAGUACACCCACAUGAAACUCAAGGAGUUAACAGUUGAAACUUAAUAUCAACUCAUAACUAAUCAUAAAUUCGGCCAUGCCAACGAUUCAAAUGAGUCUUUAUUCCUCCAAUGA